GAGGCGGUGACCUCAUGGUCGUGGCGAGGCGGAGCGAACCGCUGCAACUUUGGAUGAAGUUCUGAUUUGAACAAACCGAGAGGCGGUCGGCGUAGAGCACGGAGCGGCAGAUAAGGAGGUGCAGAAUCCCCCCCCCCCCACCCACCAACCCCAGGAUUUCUGCUCUUCUUUCAAAUAUAUCAGCCAUUGCAGACACGGCUUAUUCAUCCCAGUAAUUGACCAGCGAGAGCGGCGUUCUUUUUUUCUCUCUCUCUCCCUCUGAAGGAGGCAGACAAGGUGGGAAUGAAUAAAGGUUCGCCACAGAACCUUUAGACUGUCAAUGGGACUUUCUGGCCGUAGUGAUAAACCAAGUUGGUGGCUGUCUGCACCACUGUUCCCAGUUGCUGGGCUCCAGUCUCACUGUCGAGGCAAACUGACUGCUUUUCUCUCAUGAAUCCAGUGCAGAUGGGCUUUUAAAGACAGCGGUAAACGUUUCUUCAUACCUCAGGCUUUUAUAAGAACCAGAUGUGAAUCUCCCUCUGCUCUUGACUCGGCGGGCAUUAUGCUGACCCAAAUCUAACCCCGUUUUACAACCUUUCUUCACCUUUCCCUCCCGUCUCCCCUCCCCGCAUCCCUCCCCGUUCUUCGCCAUGACUAGUCUGAAGCGCUCGCAGACAGAGCGGUCAGUCGGGGGCUCGGUGCCGGCUACCGACGAGUUCUAUACCCGUCGCCUCCGACUGCCCAACGGAGGAGCACCGCCACCUCGCAGCGAGAGCGCGCACAUCUCCUCCGCAUCAACCACCGGCACCAACCCCGGUGUCCCCAAGAUGGGGGUCCGAGCUCGUGUGGCCGACUGGCCCCCUAGGAAAGAUGGAGGUGGCGGAGGGGGAAGUGUUUGGCACAUCACAGUGGAGACGGACUCGCCCAGCUCCACAAACACCACCAGCUCUUCAGGAUCCGGAAGUGGAGACAGAGAAAGGAUCCUAGGAAGUGGAGGAGGAGGAAGUGGAGGAGGUGGAAGUGGGGGAUCGGGCAGCAGUGGCGGCAGUGGAGAAAGAGGAGGAGGAGGAGGAGGAGGUGGGGGAAAUGUGUCAGCCGUCACGGCCCACAGCAAUCUCUCGGCUAAGUUAGGACACCUGAUAAGCCCGCAAGACUCGUCGAUGCUGCGCAACAUCCAGAACACGCUAAAGAACAAGAUGCAAAGCAAGGGAAAGGACAAUCGCUUCCUGUCGCCAGACGGUUAUCUCGGUUCUCCCCGCAAAGGGAUGAGGCGCAUCCGCCAGCGCAGCAACAGCGACAUAACCAUCAGCGAGCUGGACGGUGACGGCAACGAGGGCUGGUCCUUCUCUGGGUGGACGCCCAUGCACCGCGAAUAUGGCAGCACGUCUUCAAUAGACAAACACGGAGUGUCCGGAGAGAGCUUCUUUGACAUGCUCAAGGGAUACCAGUCCUCUGAGGCGCCCGAUCAGAGAAGCCCAGCUCCAGAAAGACUGUCAGAGCUCCUCACUGUGGCCCCCAUAAAACAGGCCGCCCUGGAUCUGCCUGACGGUCCGGCGCGGGGCAGCCCCGCCAGUCGACUCAAAGAACGGGAGAAGCACUUGAAGAGAAGGUCAAAGUCGGAAACGGGCGGAGAGUCUAUAUUCAGGAAGCUGCGCAGUGUGAAGGUGGAGGGCGACACGUCGAGGGCCGGCUCAGAUGCUGAGGACGGGGGCAAAGCGGACGAAAGCGGCCCACCUCCUAAACCUUGGCUGUGCCAAAAAGGCUUUGCCCAUUUUGACAUCCAGUCCCUACUGUUCGAUCUCAACGAAGCGGUCCAGAACCGCCAGUGUGGCUCCAAGCGCAAGAACACCACAACCGGCGCCUCGGCCGCUGCCGCCGCUUCGGCGUCUGCCACAUCCUCCCUUUCCUCCAAUCAGAGUGGAACCUACGGCUCCCCUUGUGGCUCGCAGGAGGAGCUGAGCAAGGAGCUUACCGGAGGAGGACACGGCACCAACCCCGCAAUGGACCCCGGAGACGAUAAGAGCAACGACUUGGUUCUCAGCUGCCCUUGUUUCAGGAACGAGAUUGGUGGAGAGGGCGAGAGGAACAUUUCCCCCGCUAAACAGCAGGGCAGCAUUGGUAGCGGUGGGAGCUCCAGCAGCUCCUCUGGUAGUACAGAGGAAGGACCCCUGGAGGCCACGCUCACAACCCACUUUACCAACGCUGGGGUGGCCGUGUUGGAGGCGGCUAAAGAUGGACAAAGUCAACACGCCGACAGGUCCAAAAGAUAUAUCGUGGAACAUGUUGACCUUGGUGCCUAUUACUAUCGAAAGUAUUUCUAUCUAAGAGAGCACUGGAACUAUCUGGGGGUAGACGAGAACUUGGGCCCGGUGGCGGUGAGUUUGAGGAGGGAGAAACUGGAGGAACACAAGGAUCACGGCCAGCAGUAUAACUACAGGGUCAUCUUCAGAACGAGUGAGCUUACCACCCUGCGUGGCUCCAUCCUUGAAGAUGCUGUGCCAUCGACGGCCAAGCAUGGUCUCGCUCGUGGCCUGCCCCUCAAGGAAGUCCUGGAAUACCUCGUUCCUGAGCUCAACGUGCACUGCUUGCGGCUGGCGCUCAACACGCCUAAGGUCACAGAUCAGCUGAUGAAGCUGGACGAGCAGGGGCUGAGUUUCCAGCGGAAGGUGGGGGUGAUGUACUGCAUGGCGGGCCAGAGCAGCGAGGAGGAAAUGUACAAUAACGAAGCAGCCGGUCCAGCAUUGGAAGAGUUCCUGCAUCUCCUGGGCGAGAGGGUCAGGCUCAAAGGUUUCAACAAAUAUCGAGCUCAGCUGGACACAAAGACUGAUUCGACAGGCACCCAUUCCUUGUACACCACUUACAAGGAUUAUGAGAUCAUGUUCCACGUUUCCACCAUGCUGCCCUACACACCCAACAACAAGCAACAGUUACUGCGGAAGCGGCACAUCGGGAACGACAUCGUCACAAUUGUGUUCCAGGAACCUGGAGCGCUUCCUUUCACUCCUAAAAACAUUCGCUCUCACUUCCAGCACGUCUUUGUGAUUGUUCGGGCUCACAACCCCUGCUCUGAAAACUGCUCCUACAGCGUGGCAGUCACCCGUUCCAAAGACAUGCCCUCAUUCGGCCCCCCGAUCCCAGAGGGGGUGACCUUUCCCAAGUCAUCCGUGUUCCGGGAGUUCCUGCUGGCCAAAGUGAUCAAUGCCGAGAAUGCCGCCCACAAAUCACAUAAGUUUCGUGCCAUGGCCACCCGGACGCGCCAGGAGUACCUGCGGGAUCUGGCAGAGCGCCACACCACCAGCACCCCGAUCGAUCCCUCAGGAAAGUUUCCUUUCAUUUCUCUGGCCCAUAAAAAGAAGGAGAAGUCGCGGCCGUACGACGGAGCGGAGCUGCGCAGCCUCGGAGCGGUGACCUGGCCGGUUUACGCCGAGGAUCACGGGAACGGAGGGGAAAUCGAGGCCCUGUUGGCAAUUUCCAACGACUUCCUGAUCCUGUUGGACCAGGAGGCCAAAGCUGUGGUGUUCAACUGCGCCACCAAGGAUGUGAUUGGCUGGACGCUCAGCAGUCCUGCUUCGUUAAAGAUCUUCUAUGAGCGGGGAGAAAGCGUGUCUCUGAGGAGCAUCAGUAAUAAUACUGAGGAUUUUAAAGAAGUGGUCAAACGUCUUGAGUUUCUCACUAAGGGCUGCGAGACAUCCGAAAUGACGCUUCGUCGAAAUGGUCUGGGGCAGCUCGGCUUCCACGUGAACUAUGAAGGCAUUGUGGCAGAGGUGGAACCGUACGGAUAUGCUUGGCAGGCGGGACUCCGUCAAGGCAGCCGAUUGGUCGAAAUCUGCAAAGUCGCUGUUGCGACUCUGACCCACGAGCAGAUGAUUGACCUCCUGAGAAAUUCGAUGACAGUUCGCGUGGUCAUCAUCCCACCACAUGAUGACGCUACUCCACGCAGGGGCUGCUCAGAGCUCUAUCGAGUGCCGGUGUCUGACUACAAGGGCAGCAGCACAGACAGCGGCUCCUUCGAGUACAAGUUCCCAUUCCGCAGCAACAAUAACAAGUGGCAGAGGACGUCGAGCAGCCCUCAGCAGUCCCUGACCGCUUCACCACAGCCGCACACCCCCAACCGAGCCAUCAGCCUUGGCAGCUCAGUGGGAAAGACCCUGUCUGCUGAGAGGCUGGAGAGAGGCGCUGCCAUUCCACGCAGCGUCAGCAGCGACGGUCGACCUCUGGACCCCAAGAGGAUGUCUCCUGGCAGUGAGAGCUACAGCCUGGCCUCUUCCCUGGCUUUAGGUCGUUCUCCUCACAACCGCAGCUCUCCCAGCAACCUGUCCUGCUCCAGCGAGGCCUCUGGAAGCUCCGCUCACUGGAGGCAGAAGUCCAUGCCUGAGCAGUUUGCAAGCAGCCGACAUUCACCCAUGUCAUCAGAGAGACGGGAGGUGGCCGGAGAGGGUGGUUCCAGCGGAAAAUCCACUCCCAACUGGUCGAGAACGGAGGAAGGUGGAGGCGAACGAGGGUCAACAGAGGCCCCAGCGUCCAAGUCAAGCCAGGGCUACUCUGGAGCCCCUCGCAUCCAGAGGCAGGAACAGGUCAUUCACCUCUCCCCAAAGAAGGGCAGCCAGUCAGACGGCCCUUACUCGGGGCACUCCAGCAGUAACACUCUGUCCAGCACCGCUUCCAGUGGGGGCCACAGCGACAGUGACAAAUGGUUCGACCUGGGGACAGGAGGAGGCUCCACCGGGGACCCAAAUGAACCGGAACCCAACGGCCUGGGAGGAGGAGGCUACCUCCAGGGGGCCUCAGCCGACAGUGGCAUCGACACUGGCUCUUACGGAGCCUCGCAUCAUUCCCACCCCCACUCCCACCAUGGCAGCACCGCCUCCCUGCUGGCCCCCAGUGGGAGCAGAGAAAGCAGGGAGCGCACCUCGUCUCCAUGGCAUAGUCCGACUGAGGGGGGGCGCAGGAUGCUGGAGAGGUCGCCUGCUGCUGCCGAGUCUCCGGGGCCUCCAGGAGAACGGAGCCAUGACUCGGGGGGUAGAAGCCAUGACUCGGGGGGUAGAAGCCAUGACUCUGGGGGUAGGAGCCAUGACUCUGGGGGUAGGAGCCAUGACUCGGGGGGUCGAAGCCAUGACUCGGGUGGUCGAACCCAUGAAUCGGUGGGUCGAAGCCCACCAACUCAUCUUCUUGUCAGAGACAGCAGUACUUUCAGCCUGGGUGACGGUGGAUCACAUUCGAGGCACUCUGGCCACAGCUCACCCAGAGAGGAGUCAUCGUCUUCAGCCACCUCCCCUUCGUCUCAGUCUUCAGUCUCCCCCGGGCCCAAGACCUUCUACCCCCGUCAGGGAGCUCAGUCCAAGUAUCUGAUUGGCUGGAGGAAGCCUGGCUCCACCAUCAACUCUGUGGACUUUGGAGACACAAGGAAGAAAUCUCCAGGCGAAAGUGGAGGAGAAGUGGCCCCGACUCCGGCAGCGAGACCAUCACUUCGAGACAUGCACUCCCCGCAGACUCAUGCCAAAUCUACUGUGGAGGAAGACGUUAAGAGGCACCCUGCUCACGACACGCCACCACCACCGAGAAAACACAAGGAAAAGCACGGCCAGAAGUCGCCUCCAAGCCAGCCGCUCAGCCGGCGCCGCUCGCUGCACCGCACCCUGUCAGACGAGAGCAUCUAUCGCGGUCAGCGGCUCCCCUCCCUGAGCGACUCGGUCACCGAGCCGGCGCUCGCCACCGAUCUCCUCUUCAGCUGCUCCACCCUUCCUCGCUCUCCCACCACUCGCGGUGUACCCCUCAGACGGCCCUCCUAUAAACUAGGAGUCAAACUCCACGGGGACCUUUCGGCAUCUGACACGUCAUUGGUGGAUUUGGUGGAGCGUCAUCGGGGACCCCUCCCUCAGGAGCUGAUGCCCCUCCCAUCUUCAGGUAGAGACAGUCCUCUUGAGUGGACUCACCUGGUGGAUGUGGCCAGUACCUUCGAGAAUGAGAGAAACACACACUACAUCCAGAGAAGUUAUGUGUUUGGGGAUUCAAACCAUCGAAGCAGUGCGGCAUCCAGUCCCCAGCAGCAACACAUAGAGCUGCAGCCUGCUCCACUGUCACGGCCCUCAUCCAGCGAGGGUCACAUAGGGCUGGAGAGGAAGGUGACUAAACUGGAAGCCAUGGUGAAGAUGCUCCAGGAGGACCUGAAGAAGGAGCGGGAGGAAAAAUUGCGGCUUCAGUCUCAGAUCAAGAGGCUCUGGGAGGACAACCAGAGACUUCAGGAGGAGUCCCAGACAUCUGCUGCCAAGCUCAAGAAGUUCACAGAGUGGGUCUUCAACACUAUCGACAUGAACUGACCCGUCGUACCGAAUCCCUCACGCACGCACACAGCUCAUCUGCACACACGGCGUUUGUGAAGAGGCAGAGGGGGCUCCACCAGACCCUUUCUACAAUCUUCCAUUGGUUUUUAACUCCAUCGACAUCAUUAGACUUUCUGGUUCUUAUAGGAGGAGGAAAUAUGUGGGACUCGUUUCUCCCCGUUUGCCUCCCCCGUUUUCAUUUAGUGGCCAAACAGAGCUCCUCAUUCUCCAGAUGUUUGACUUUCGCACUUAUUCCAGUGGUCAAAAUGAAGACUCCUGUCCUUUUAUGACAUAGACCAACAUUUGGCCUUUUACGCAUCGAUUUGUUCAUUUUCCCUCCUCCCACUUCUUUUAAAGCAUUCUUCAGCUGCUCUGAAAAAGCAAACAUGGUUCUCACCAAAUCAAAGAUGCCUCAGCGGGGGGGGGGGGGUCGCUCAGACAUCCUGUCUUAAAAGCAGACGCAGCCACACAGACGCUGCUGCAGCGAACCAAUAAUACAUAUUAUAGAUCUGAAGCCACAACACAGCGCAAGAGAGGUUUCCAUCGCUAUUUAAAGGAGUGAAUCUAUAUAUUUUUUUGCAUCUAAAGUACCUGGACAUCCAGCUUCAGACGCAUUUAUUUUCUAUUUUACUCCUUCAUUCAGAUCUUUUUGUAUACACUAUCGCCUGAAAGAGGAGUGUAUUAAAAGCCAUUGGCAAGCAGUGCCAUAAACCAAGACUGAUCCAGUGUUAAUCGGUCCAUCUCAGUUCUGCGUGUCUUAAAAGCAAUAGGAAGAGGUCCGGACUCCUGGAGCUAUCUGAAAAGAAGCUUGAGGUGAAGAAACAAACAAACAAAGAAAAAAAAAAACCGCUUGACGUGAAAAGGGUAUGUUUGCAAGAAAUCAAAUCUCCGCUGCACAAGAGCCUUCAUCGAUUUCCUCUGAGAAAAAGGGAAUAUAAGGACUCAUGAUCCCACUGCCUGAAAAUAAAGAGCCGGCUGAUUAUAAAUAAGAGACAAUUAGGGGCUGGAACGGUUGGAGACUUAUCAAUCCCAGGUUAAUUUAUUUCCUUGUAUUAUAAUUCCAAUAAACAAGUUGUUCUAUUCGUAUAGUACAACUGAUAUCAGUGUUUAGUUCUCCAAGACUAAUGGUCAAUAGUUAUAUUAUUUAAAUGGCUUUCUUUCCUAAUUCUACCUAAAGCCUGACUAUAUGCUUUUUAUUCUGUAUUAUGUUGUAUUUUGUGGUGCCCGAGCCUGCUGUUGUGUUGCUUACAGUGCCAUCUAGUGGUGACCAGUGGAAAAUGUCAUGAUUUGUAAAUGUGCUGCCAAUCACCUGUAUUUUUUUUUUUUUUUUUUUAUUAGAAUUUCUUUUCUCCCCCUAUGCUUCUUGAUUCAAGGCCACAAAAAAACUCUUAGAAGAGGAAUAAGAAUGAGAAGAAAUAGCAGCCAGCAUUUAGAGACAAUCAGAGAUGGAUUUUUAUAUAUAAAAAAGGAGCAGACUUGGUGUGGAUGUUUGUGUGUGUGUGUGUGUGGAUGUCUGUACAUUACAUCUACAGUUUUCCUCAGGUUUAAGGGGACAAAAUGUUGUCGGGAAAGUAAAUUUGCACAUGUUAAAGAAUAUAUCUUUUGCGGAUGUGAAAUGUGUCGCCAUAGUGAGAAUGUCCAUUAGUCUACCCAGCCGUGCCUACGAUACAUUCACUUCUUGUCGGUCAUCGACUCCCGGGCAGAGCAGGGACGUGCCUUUGAAACAGCAGCUGGGGAGCAGAUAAAAGGGAAAGCCUCUCGAUCUCCAUCUGGAUCCAGUAACACACUUUUCUUGUCGCUAAACCUCCUUCACACUCAUUGUGGAUUGCCGUCGCGAGGCGUUAAAUGUGUCUGCUGACAGGUCAGUGGUGUGAGGCGGGGGAGUCUUCACACAAGCGUGUUUGGUUAUGUGUGCCUUUGCAUUCUUUUUUUUUGUUUGUGAGCAAAUCUGAGCAAAAGGACCUCGGAGUGCAAAUAUUAGAAGAUUAGGUUCCCCACGUCACAAAGAGAACAACAGCGGAGCUCAAAAGUCCACCCGACCCUGUUAAAAUGGCAGAUAUUUGACAAAAACAAAAAUCAAAGCUUUUCCCCUCCCAUUUAAUUCUGCUGGGAAAAACAACCUUGCUAUCGAUUCCGCUGUGAAUCAGUGAGAAAGGCUGCCAUACCACGGUUGCAUUAGCGUGCAUAGCCUCCCUUUUAAUGAAUUGUUGAAACACAUUUUGACUGAAUACCAGCAUUCUGUCUUUCUUAGGAGGAUCAGCUACAUGUUGACUCACAAAGAUUUGCCCGUCCUAAAUAGUUUAAUGCUGGAAAAAUUAAAAACCUCUCCUCCUUCGGAUUUUCUAGCAGACACUUACACAACUGUUUUUGGAACAAAGCUGACGAGAAAAACCUUUUAUGAAUACAUACACUCUGACCAAAAGAGCUUAAGGAAAGUAAUCCCUCAUCAUGAUGCUUCCACCAAUGUGUCGUACUCUGGGUAUGGUGUUGUUUUGGUAAUGCUAACUGUUGGUUUUUUAUCUUAAGGGACCGUGACUUGAAAGUUCCAGUUGGGUUUUAUCACACCGUAACACAUCCUCCCACAAGGUUUUAUUAGAUUGUGUCUGGUUGUUUCCUAUAGAAGAAAGAGCCUCUAUCUUGUAACCCUGUUCUGUAGUUCAGACAUAUGUGGAUACAAUACAAGAGGCCAGUACUUGUUGGAAGUUUAUGCCGCAUCUUUCGGGUUGCUGUCAGCCUCGGCGAUCAACUUUGCACAGUUAGAUCCGACUGACUGUCUGUCAGCGUUCAGCAAACUACGGCUUUAGCUAAAGGAUGCAAAUAUCAGCAAAAUCAUAUGACAAUACCACAUUUAUGUACAAUUAAUCAAAUUCCAUGUAAUUUAAGGCAGGGGUGAACCCAAGAUGACCGGAUGCUGAAACCGAAUCAAAGUAUCGGUCCAAAAGGUGCGCACACUUAAGCAACAAGGUAUUAGCAGCUGUUUAGGAAAGUAUUGUUCCAUCUUGCGAAAUAAUGUUUCAGCUGAAUUACACCGGAUCCGUGGAGUUACGAAACGCAUCGCUGAAAGCGGCCAUUUUAACAGGUGUGUGUUCACUUUUUAUUACCAUCCAGGCAUGUAUGUGAAAAUGCCUUUCUGUCUCAGUAGUUAUCAUCCCCUGUUCCUAUAAACUCUGAGUGUAUUAACAUGUAUAAUUAGUGAGGCGGACGCCCUGCCAGUGUUCACCACAGAUUUACAGAAACGUGAAUGUAGAGUGAAGUGAGCUUAAAGAAUUGUGAUGUUUUAUUAUAACCGAUAUUAUUCCUUCAGCUCUGUUGUUUUGCAGAGGAAAACCAACAGAGACUGGACUCUCUGCAUCAGUCUUGGUUCUGUUUUAAGAAUCUCCGGUUCGUCUUAGACGACAGCAGUUAUCCCAGUAGACAAUAACCCUUUCUUCUGAUUUUAAUAGUUUUUACGAGGUAUGCAUCUGUAGAAAUCAGCCUAGAAGAUGUUCUCCAUCCACUAAGAUUGGACUUCUGUUGAACUCAAAAAUGUUUCUGCAAGCGAAGGUGCCGUUAAUCACGCUGCUGUACAUGGGAACAACUGGUUUUUUUUUUUUUUUUCCCCACUGAAGAAUGACGAAACGUGCCGUGCAAAUGUUAAAAGUGUAUCUAAGACAAAAACUCAUUCUGUAAACCAGUAAAGUUCCUUUUUUUUUAUGUGUGAAUGUUGUAUUAAUUUACAGUUUACUCAUAAGUUUGCUGUGUUUUGUUUUGCUCGACAGACGGAUAUCGGAAAUGUGAAUGUAAAGAUGUUGAGAAGGUCCAUUUUGUAAGAUCUGUUAUGGAGAUCCUUUGCACAGUGUUGACAAGUUUUGGAUAUAAAGAAGGGUUAAUUUCCUUCCCAGUGCAAUUUUGUCUAGGUGUUGCUCUGCAGCUCCUGCUCAACAAAGGAAGGACGCUUAAGUUUCAUAAAACAGGGACCCUACUUUUCCUCGACGCACCACCGAUCAGGUGGGGAGGAAAAGCGAGAGCAGACGGGAAGGCGCUCGUUUGGUCGGCAUGCUCGUCACGCACAGCUUGCGAGGUCAUUGACUGCAGCGGGAGAGGGAGGAUUCGCAAAGCGCCGCCGUGUCGUGACGCGCUCUGCUCGCUGCUCUUCCAGAAACGGACUCAGCUGUACGCUGAUCAGAUCCCACUGAAAAUAAGGCACACGGCAUCAAGAGAGAACCAGGAGUUUCAAAAGAUUGGAAAAAAAACAACAACAACACUGUUUACAUCCCAGUCCAUUGUCUUUGUAAGAUGUAAAAGUGUGACCAAGACAUUUGCGGUGAUCACAGUAUUAAAGUUUCUGAAAUAAAUAAAUGCUCUCA
Messenger RNA from Fundulus heteroclitus (mummichog), 10645 nucleotides. RefSeq names its product signal-induced proliferation-associated 1 like 1 (gene sipa1l1). The record is from RefSeq and is a predicted model, not a curated record. Gene Ontology annotation, cellular component: cytoplasm. Bases 630 to 6296 code for a protein of 1888 amino acids. Gene Ontology annotation, molecular function: GTPase activator activity; protein binding. The transcript has 25 exons. NCBI's taxonomy places the organism in Eukaryota, Metazoa, Chordata, Actinopteri, Cyprinodontiformes, Fundulidae. Gene Ontology annotation, biological process: activation of GTPase activity; regulation of small GTPase mediated signal transduction.